AUGAGCUUAUUACAGACCGAUCCAGGCACCAGUCAAGAGCGCCCAAUGAGACGUCGACUGCUCUGGAUCGAUCACGUUCUUCUCUCCUGUAACCCAAUUUUCCGUUACUUCACUGUCUGCAUUCCUCGCAAGCAGACUUCUUCUACAUCUACCAGUCGAAGCGGCGAUACACAACGGGUAAGUUGAAGAGGUUUCCCCUCGGUUUAUUCAUCUUAUUCCUUUUCUCGACGUGUUCGAGGGUUCAUAGCAACGAGAAUUUUUCUGAACGCUUUGCGCCCACUGUGAGGGAGAAAGCUUUCCUUUGACUCGUUGUUAAUAGGGCCUAAUCGAAAUAUCGAAAACGGCCGAAAGAAAAAAAUGAAUGUAAUAAAUGUCAUCUGCAGAUACUCGAGAAACUAAAUGGAGCCGGAAGUCUUCUCAGUGAUGCCUCGGUUCAAAGUUUUGAUUCCAUUCCACGAGAAUCGGCGAGCAAAACAUUCAUCGAACAUAUGAACUACGGUACCAUCCAUUUCAAUCUGGAAUACGAUUUUGCCAGUAACAAAGUAAGUGUCGCGUGCUUCCCAGGACUCGGGCGAUGUGCUUAAUCCGAUUGGGCUGUACUGUGAGUGGCCUUAGGUUAUGCAUUAUUUAUUAUAAUCCCAAGAUUUCUGAAUAUUUCAACAACAAAUAUUAUUGCUUCAGGUUCUCAGAAAGCAGUGAUUCGGGGGGAUUGAGUUGAGACGAGGCGGCUCUUGGUUCCGGCCCGCAAUCCAGCCCUUUCCGGCUAGAUUCACGCGUUCUGAACAUCUCUUUACACUUCUUGCGAACAUCUUGUUAAUCUUGUCACAGGCGCUUCUAGAAAAGAACUAGCAGCAUGUUAAAAAAUAGAAAGGAUGGAACGCUAGCUAUAGUACACAUAAAAGAGUGCUCUAAUCCCUCAAAUUCACCGGAUGUUUUGAAUUUUAUCUCUUUCUGAAUUUCCCAGUAAAUUAUACGAAGGUAUAAUCGUAAAGUCCGUAGAAGAGGGAUGAACGCACUGGGCAAAAUUCUACAGACUUUAUGGUGCGGGGAAAAACAAAUAGGCAUGGGAACUGAAGAAUUUAUUUGUGAUGACAAAUCUCCCAGAAUAUCUAAGAACCUCGAAAGCUGCGAACAGGCAAAACAGUAUGUUAAUUAAGAUGGACAUCUCUUUCAGCUGGCCGUCACCAUCCUGGAAUGUCGAGAUCUGCCAGCAAUGGACAGAAAUGGGAUGUCUGAUCCUUAUGUUAAAUUAACAUUAAUCCCAGAUCGAAAACCAAAGUUCGAAACAAAAAUAAAACGGAAUUCUCUAAACCCGGUCUUCAAUGAGACCUUCCUCUUCAGCCUCAACUUUAAUGAGCUCCAGCGGAAGACCCUGCAGAUAGUUGUCUAUGACUUUGACAGACUCAGCAAGGACGACCGAAUUGGACAAAUUUCGAUUCCUCUGGAGAAUUAUGACUUCGGCGACGUCAGCGACCAAGUUAUGCACUUGCAGAAGCCUGAUAAUGAUAGUGACAUGGUAAGUGCAUUUCGGAUACUUUUUAUAUUCAUUGCUUUUGUCGCAUGGAAAUACAUUGUUUAGGAAUCCCGGCUAGGAGACAUUUGUUUCUCCAUGAGAUACAGGCCAGCCACCAGUACCCUAACUGUUACUAUUAUGGAGGCCAGAAACCUUAAAAAGAUGGACAUGGGGGGCUCCUCGGGUAUGUUUGUUGAGGAAAACGAUACACUGCCUUAAGGCUGUCACUGUCAAUUAUUUAUGCUUUCAGAUCCGUAUGUUAAAUUGUAUAUAUAUGAACAAAAAAAGCUGGUACAUAAAAAGAAGACAUCAAUUAAAUUCAAGACAUUAAAUCCAUAUUACAACGAGAGUUUCCAAUUUAAAAUCCCACCAGAACAAAUGGAAGUAAGUACAUUUAUCCGUAAUGACUUACUGUUUAGAGGGUACACAUGGUAGUGAGUGUGUGGGAUUAUGACAAGAUGAGCAAGAACGACUUCAUUGGAGCUGUUGUUCUCAGUUCUCCUCACCUGAACAUGAGUUCAUGUAGCCUAAUAAGUCAAGAGCAAUGGGCUGAGAUGAUGAUUACAAGAAGACCGGUGGUCAAGUGGCACACUUUACAAGGGCGGGAUAAGGAGUAG
Molecule: messenger RNA, 2130 nt
Organism: Bursaphelenchus xylophilus (pine wood nematode)
Lineage: Eukaryota; Metazoa; Nematoda; Chromadorea; Rhabditida; Aphelenchoididae
Source: the annotation of a GenBank genome assembly